Molecule: messenger RNA, 516 nt
Organism: Eimeria maxima
Lineage: Eukaryota; Apicomplexa; Conoidasida; Eucoccidiorida; Eimeriidae
Product: zinc finger (C3HC4 RING finger) protein, putative
Exons: 4
Coding region: 1-516 (171 amino acids)
Biological process (GO): ubiquitin-dependent protein catabolic process
Cellular component (GO): cytoplasm
Molecular function (GO): zinc ion binding; ubiquitin protein ligase activity
Source: RefSeq, a predicted model, not a curated record
AUGUACUCAGUAGAAGUUUUAAAUCAAUUAGAAGAUAAAACUUUUGCUUAUUUACUUGAUAGUCUAAAAAGACAAUAUAAUAUAGAGAAUGAGGUGAUGCUGGAUUCACGAGAGAGCAGCAGUUUGCUUCCUUCUUUGUCAAUAGAAGGUGUACUAGGAGGAGUGUCUUCUUUAUUAGGUGGUACUCUGCAGCAGCAAACAGAUCAACGCAGCAGCAGCAGCAGCAGUGCAGCUAUAGGACUACAGCAACACCAGCAGCAGCAGCAGCAGCAAUUCCCUACCAUCUCUGUUAACAGGUGCUGCCCUAUUUGUAUGGUCGAUCUAAACAACGAUGAUAUUGUUCUUAUCAUGCCCUGCGACCCAAGGCACUUCUUCCAUCGCGCCUGUGUGGAGCACUGGCUGGAGACCAGUCAGGCAUGCCCUAUAUGCCGCGCCAACAUCGUACGAUUAAUCAUGGGGACAGACGAAGGCCAACCGCCAUCAGAGGCAGGGACCUCAAUAGAAAUGCAAGUCUAG